Lodderomyces parapsilosis is the source of this 750-nucleotide messenger RNA. RefSeq names its product gamma-glutamylcyclotransferase. The record is from RefSeq and is a predicted model, not a curated record. The transcript has a single exon. Gene Ontology annotation, cellular component: cytoplasm. Gene Ontology annotation, biological process: glutathione catabolic process. Bases 1 to 750 code for a protein of 249 amino acids. NCBI's taxonomy places the organism in Eukaryota, Fungi, Ascomycota, Pichiomycetes, Serinales, Debaryomycetaceae. Gene Ontology annotation, molecular function: glutathione specific gamma-glutamylcyclotransferase activity; gamma-glutamylcyclotransferase activity.
AUGACAAAGUCACAGCCUGAGAAAGGGAUGUGGGUAAUAGGAUACGGCUCACUAAUAUUCAAACCACCCCCACAUGUCUCACACCGAAUCACAGGUUAUAUCCAAGGUUACAUUCGUCGUUUUUGGCAAAGUUCAAUCGACCACCGAGGAACACCAUCGUCGCCAGGACGAGUAGUGACACUCAUAUCAUUGGAUGAGUUACGAAAUGAUCGGUUUUUCCAUAAUGAUUUACACACUUAUGAGGUUCAUAAUGGGGACAAUGACACUGCUGAUACUGGUGCUGAUGUUGAUGUGGAUCAUCAUCUGAUUGAUCAAUUACAACCCCAAGAUUUAAAAGUUUACGGAUGUGCUUAUUAUAUCGCUCCGCAACAUGUUGAUGAAGUAAAGCAGUAUUUGGAUAUUCGUGAACAAAAUGGCUACGAGUUGAAAUCCGUCAAAUUUUACAUCAAAGAAGUACAAGCAGAACAGGAUAACGUCGUUGAUUUGAUAUCAAGUACCCAUAUACCUGCAUCAGAUCUACAUUGGGAUGAGUUUGGCGCAUACAUUGAAAGUCUGAUAUAUAUAGGUGGAUUAGAUUUGAAGAGUUUUAUUGGACCGGAACUGAUUCAUGAUACGGCCAAGAUUAUCAAAACUAAUGUGGGCCCUAGUGGUAAAAACAGUGAAUACUUGAUCAAAUUGACUCAUGCUGUUCGUGAGUUGAAUUGUCGAGAUUAUUACUUAGAGGACCUUCUCAAGCUAAUAGAAGAAUAA